This is a messenger RNA of Chrysochloris asiatica (Cape golden mole), 969 nucleotides long. RefSeq names its product RAB24, member RAS oncogene family (gene RAB24). Lineage: Eukaryota; Metazoa; Chordata; Mammalia; Afrosoricida; Chrysochloridae. The record is from RefSeq and is a predicted model, not a curated record. The transcript has 8 exons. Gene Ontology annotation, molecular function: GTP binding; GTPase activity. Bases 91 to 702 code for a protein of 203 amino acids.
GCUUUGGGGCGCUGCCUGGGCCAAGCGGAGAUCCGGGUUUGCCUCCCGUCCCCGCUUCGGACCCCGACGUGGUAAGGAGGCCCCAGGAGUAUGAGUGGGCAGCGCGUGGACGUGAAGGUGGUGAUGUUAGGCAAGGAGUACGUGGGCAAGACCAGCCUGGUGGAGAGAUACGUGCACGAUCGCUUCUUGGUGGGGCCCUAUCAGAACACCAUCGGGGCCGCCUUCGUUGCCAAGGUGAUGUCCGUCGGAGACCGAACAGUGACUUUGGGUAUUUGGGACACAGCAGGUUCUGAGCGCUAUGAAGCCAUGAGCAGAAUCUACUAUCGGGGUGCCAAGGCUGCCAUCGUGUGCUAUGACCUCACAGACAGCAGCAGCUUUGAGAGAGCAAAGUUCUGGGUGAAGGAACUGCGCAACCUUGAAGAGGGCUGUCAAAUCUACCUGUGUGGCACCAAGAGUGACCUGCUGGAGGAGGAUCGGCGUCGGCGUCGUGUGGACUACCACGAUGUCCAGGACUAUGCAGACAAUAUCAAAGCUCAGCUUUUUGAGACAUCUAGCAAGACUGGCCAGAGUGUGGACGAGCUCUUCCAGAAAGUGGCAGAGGAUUACGUCAGUGUGGCUGCUUUCCAGGUGAUGACAGAGGACAAGGGUGUGGACCUGGGCCAGAAGGCAAACCCCUACUUCUACAGCUGUUGUCAUCACUGAAUCACCACCACCUGGCCUGGGGGAACUAAACCAAUUCCCGAUGGACCUAGCUGUCUGGGCUUGGGUGGUCAAAUGUCUGAGCUACUCCAUGUUCCCAUGGCAGCAGAGGUGGUACCUGCCUGUGCUGGCCAAUGAAAUGGAGGCAGCAUUGGAACGGAUUGAUGGAGGACUGACUUGAACCCCAGGCUUCUGCCCUGGAUGGUAGUGUGCAGACUAUUUAAAAGUGGCUUCUGGUUUGUAAAUAAAAUCAAUGCACUGUGAAUCACA